AUGGAAUCUGAGGAAGGGAUGCAUGAGACUUUACGGCUUCAGUUUAAGGCCCUACAGGAACAGCAGUACAAGAGGUUACAAAAACAGAUGGAGAAAAAAAAGGCAAAAGUUGUGACCUUCAAAGGAGACAAAAAUGAUUCAAAGGAGUCAUUUGGAAUCCAGAAUGAGCUAAACUUACUUCGAGAGGGUAGGGAGUCGGCCAAAGAUACCUUCGGCCAAAGAUUGUUUGAAGAAGAGAUCGAACAACUCCAGGGACAGCUCAGAGAAACUGUAGAUGAAAAUGGAAGAUUGUAUAAACUACUGAAGGAAAAGGACUUUGAAAUAAAGCAGCUCAAAAAGAAAAUAGAAGAAGACCGAUGGGCUUUCACAGGGACAUCUGGUAUGGCAGGAGAUGUCAUUGCAACCAAAAUUGUGGAGCUGUCUAAGAAGAAUCGGGACUUGAGUGCCGAGUCGGAAAGUGAAAAAACCAAAGUGAAACAACUGAGUAACCGUGUCCGAGAUCUGGAAAGAGAACUACAGACAGCUUUGACAAAAAUCCAGGCACAAGGAGGCCGAGAUUCAGCCACCAAGCAGCUUAAUCCCAGGACAAUGGAAGGAAGCUUGGUCGAAAAUCCAGAGAUGAAAACUUUGCAAGACAAACUGGCUUCAGCAAACUUAAAGAUGGUAGAAUAUCGCAACCAGAUCCAAACUAUCAAACAGGAGCUCAAAGUUGCACAAAAGGUUUUAGCAAACGAAGUUGGGGAGGAAGUCAACAUUCAGCAACUGUUAUCUUCCCCUGGGACUUGGCGCGGUCGGGCCCAGCAGAUUCUUGUUUUGCAGAGCAAGCUUCGAGAGCUCGAGAAUCAAUUAGGUCCACUCCGGAAUCGUUCCUUUAAUAAUGAGGAGGAGAUGCCAAACCACUCAGAAACAAAGAAAAUUUCAGCUCAAGAGAAAAACCUUUUGAAGAUUCGUGUCUUGGAGAAAGAAAAGAAGGAUUCAAUUGAGAGACUCACAAAUGAGCGAGAUACUCUCCAAAAAGAAAAUGAAGAACUAAAAAGAAAAUGUGAUGGCAUAAAGUCCCGGAACAAAGUGUUAUCCAAUGAAAUCAAAACACUUAAGAGCCAAACUACAACCCUGUUUGAGAAAGGCAAACAUGAUGAUGAACUCAUAGAUGCUUUAAUGAGCCAGCUCAAGCAGCUGCAAGAUAUCCUAAGUAAACUCAGCCACCAGGAUGAAAAGGCCAAGGAGCUUCAGCAGAACUUGGGCCAACAGCUGACCAUGGAGGCCCAGAAAAACAGCUGUCUCAUAGCCCAGCUCCGGAGCAUGGUGGCUGAGCGAGAGGCCAAGGUUCAGGAACUGGAAGAAGAAAUCGGUCACCUCACUCUUCAGCAUCUUCACAACAAGGAUCGAAGUGAGGACUCCAGUUUAAUGAAUGGCAUCUUUCUGUCUUCCAAGUUUAUGGAUGAGCCGAACUUUAACCCACUCAAACAGCCUCCAUCAGCCGGAGAUCACAUUGGGAGGGUCGGAACUGCUCGCACCGUGAGCAGCCUCGGGCACACUCUGGUGGAAUCAUCAGUCACUCAACCCUCUCUCACCAGCCCUAAUGUGUCACCUCGAAGGAUUUCAGAGCUGGAUUUUAUGGACCUGAAAAGGAGUCAGAUGCAGAUAAUUGAAUUCAAGACCCUUUUACAGUCUGCUGAGGUGGAAAGGGACCGGCUCACAGAGUUUGUUUCUGUCUUACAGAAAAGGGUUGAUGAAGGGAACAACAGACUUCUGGAGACUGACAAGAAACUCCAGGAGGAGCGGCACAGAUGUGUAGUUUUGGAGCAACAGCUGGAAAAAACCAAAAUGGACACGGGCAAAACCACGGCUUCCCAGAAGUCAGCAACAAGGACCAAAGGAGGACUGCCUGCUAACAACCCAAGACAUAACCUAAAUGUGAGUGAGAGGAGGGACCUGUCCUUGGGUCAGCUCUCAGAAGUGCCACUGGAGUCGCAGGUAGAAGAGCUGACUGCCAGACUUGUGAUCCAGGCUGAAGAGAACGAAGCCUUAAAAGUUGCCAUGAACGACAUCCUGAAGGUGAAGGAGGAAGACUUCAAGGUGUACCACGAGACUAUGAGCCAAGUGAAGCAUAUCUUCCUACAGGCCCUACGGCAACAACAUGUGGAAAAAAACUAUUAA
Messenger RNA from Gracilinanus agilis (Agile Gracile Mouse Opossum), 2160 nucleotides. It is a transcript of the gene CCDC13, whose product is annotated as coiled-coil domain containing 13. The record is from RefSeq and is a predicted model, not a curated record. Gene Ontology annotation, cellular component: centriolar satellite. The coding region runs from base 1 to 2160 and encodes 719 amino acids. Gene Ontology annotation, biological process: cytoplasmic microtubule organization; non-motile cilium assembly. The transcript is spliced from 15 exons. Lineage: Eukaryota; Metazoa; Chordata; Mammalia; Didelphimorphia; Didelphidae.